UGCUCUGAAAGGCAGAGGCUGGGCAGGCUGCUGCCGAGCUGCUCCCACAACUGGGGUCUAAGGAGGCCAGCCCCUAAGAUCCACCCUGCCAAGGCGGCCAUGAGGCCCUCUUGGGGGAAUGGGGCUGUCUGCUGCUUCGGGUUGCUUCUCUGGGCAUCACAACUGGUACCAGUGAAAACCAAGUACAGCCUUGGCUUUUGGCCACUCCAACUCUCGAGGGCAGCAGGAGAAAACGCCACUUUUGUCUGCAGCGUCUCCCACAAAUUACCAUUUCUCAUCUUAAACUGGUACAGAGAAAAGAAUGGCAGCCAGCCUGUGAAGUUAGCUGCCUACCCCAAAGACACGCCCAGCUCUCACCUGCAGGACAGGUAUCACAUAGCCGUGCUGGAUGACAACCAGACCUACGAGAUGACUAUUUUGGGGCUACAGCUAGAUGACAGUGGGAGAUACUUCUGUGGAAUUAUCAAUCUUGAAAUGACUUUUGAAAUGCCACCAGUAGAAGAGAGUGAUCGGUCAGAGCUCAAUGUGACAGAGAGAAUCGUGGUUUCAACAACGACUCCUCCCUUCACCACCCCAGUGCAUCCAGAAAAAUUCCCGUGGAUCAUUGUGGUGGUCUCUGUCAUCGUGGGUGCUGUACUGGUCCUGCUGCUGCUCUUUUGUAUUCUGUUUGUGGUAGAAUUCCGAGAUCGAGGAGGGGCUGGUAACUCUGAGAGUGACAAGGACUCUCUGUCCUUGAAGAAGGCUGAGCCAUCUGUAGCCUCCGUAUCCACUGUGGUCUACGGCCAACUGGAUUUCCAGAAGACUGAGGUGCCCAAACAAGGCGGGGCCGAUUCGGGUGAGCAGACGGAGUACGCCACCAUCAUCUUCCCGGCAGAGAAGCCUGCAUUCUACGGCAGCUCUCCCCAUAGGAAGUAAGGUGCCACAGCCACAAGAGGACGCUUGCAGACUCUCAGAGCCCCUGGAUGGGACGUCUUUCGGACUCUUGGAGGACUUUCUUCUGAGCGCAGGCUGGUGGGCUGUCCCUGACGAGUGGGAACUCCAUCCCUUCCCUCCUCCCCAUCUGCCGCUGCACCUGGGAAGGGCCAGCGCUGAGAGAGAGGCAGUGGCUCCUCACCCCUGUCCAGGGGUCCCAGGAGAACCUAGGGGAUGGUGGGAUUGUUUGCUUUGCAGUCUGCCUGGCAUUCGCCUUGGGGGCUAGGAGUGAGGGUGGAAAGGAAGGGCUGUUGAGGGCCAUGCACAGGGGGCUGUAUUUGAUCCUAGUGACCGUAGGAACCAAGAGGAUGUGUUCUCUUGGACUUGACGAUCCCAAUGCUGGUGCUCCCAGUGAGCUAAGAAAGCACACAUUGAAAUCUGUCCUUCCCUAGGAGUUAUGCAAGAUGGGCCUCAUUCCUCUCAUUAGGUGGAUGAGAACGCUGAGGCUCAGAGAGGCCCCCAGGAGGCCCAGCUAGUAGCUACGAGAGCUGGACUGGGCUCCUGAGCUGUCCCAGGCUAUUCCCUGCAUCCCACCAAACUGCCCUUCCUGGGGAAAUGGAUCUUGGUUGGGGGUGGGGGGAGAUUACUGGUCAUUCAUAGAAUGUACAGCUAGAAGGGGCCUUUGAGAUCCAGCCCCUCAUUUUAUAGAAAACAGGCCAAGAGAAGGGAAGGGGCACCCCUAAGACCACUGCACGAACAGAGGAUGUCCCCCUUGCUGCUGUGGACCAGCAUCUUCUCUGAAACUUAGGAGCUGCCAAUAUAAGAUUCAAUCAUUUGUCCAGGGGCACACAGUCAUUGGGUAUCAGAGGCAGCGCUUGAACUCAGGCCUCAUCUGGGGCUCUGUCCAUGGGGUGAGAUGGGAAGGCUCGUUCAGGAGGAUAGCGGAUUAAUGGGGCCGGAUCGAAUCCUCAUAGUUAGGGCAGGAUGAUAGAGCUUCUCCUGGGUGAAUGGAUGGGCUGGGGGCAGAGCAAGGAAGGAGAGGGAGGAGCAUGACCUGGGGCACACUCAGCACUACAGAGAAGCAAGGAGGUGUCGGCAAGUUAGACACCCUUCCCCCCAAAUUGGCCCAACGUGGGCAUUUUUAAUGAGAGGUAAUGCAAACUUUGUGGGCACAGGCUGCUAACCGUGAAAGUGAAAACCUUAGAGGUUCUGAAGGGGUUGGGGAGGCAGGGCCUGAUCAGAGCUGGGCUCUUGUCCUCACCUGUCUGGGGCUGCUCUAGCCUGCGUCAGGAACCUAGAGGAGAUAGAAGAGGGAAUGGAGCCUCCUCCCCUACCCCACCCCACCCUGGAUUCUGACCCACUCCACUCCACAGCCCUUUGCUAGCCUUGGUCCCCAGAUUCACCUUUCUCCCAGCCCUCCCAAGCCCCAGGACAUCAAUUGGGCUCCCGCAGCCCGGAGCUCUGCCAGCUCCUCAAAGCCAAGGAUGAGGUUCUUGCAGGAUCCUCAUACUCCCACAUACCAGUCCCCAGGAUGGUUCCUGGGCUGUGUCCAGUGGCUUUCUGGGCUAGUCUCAGCCUGGUUAACAGCAAUAGAACUGAGGCUGGUCUAACUUUUUCCUUUAAAGAUUACUCUUCAUCUUUUUAAUCAGCACGGUCAUCCCAGAUCUGGGAGCCACUUACUUCUUCUUGAAUCAGUGUCUACUGUGAUUUGGCUUCUUAAAGUUAUUCUUAUUCUUAUUAUUUAUUUUAACAAGAGGUAUUGGUGAGCCCUGCAGCCCUGGGCUCUUACUGGACACUACCCCUAUCUCUGAUGGUGCUGCCCUGAGGGCAGUCUGCUGGCAUUGCUAAAUCUUGUAUUUAAGAUGGUCUUUGACAGAUGAACUAGAAUUCUUUGGUGAUUUUGCAUAUUUGCACUUGAUAUUGGCCAGUGAAGACCGUGGGGAGGGGCUGAGGUGAAUCUAGCCUGGAGCUGCUCCAAUGGGCUUUGGGGAUGGCAAGAGAGAGAACUGGGCGGAGAACAGAAACCACGCCACAUGCCGAUAUGAUAUCCCCUAAU
This is a messenger RNA of Trichosurus vulpecula (common brushtail), 2968 nucleotides long. It is a transcript of the gene PDCD1, whose product is annotated as programmed cell death 1. Bases 100 to 915 code for a protein of 271 amino acids. NCBI's taxonomy places the organism in Eukaryota, Metazoa, Chordata, Mammalia, Diprotodontia, Phalangeridae. The transcript has 5 exons. Gene Ontology annotation, cellular component: external side of plasma membrane; membrane. The record is from RefSeq and is a predicted model, not a curated record. Gene Ontology annotation, biological process: positive regulation of T cell apoptotic process; negative regulation of immune response.